Xenia sp. Carnegie-2017 is the source of this 1550-nucleotide messenger RNA. RefSeq lists its product as uncharacterized. The transcript has 13 exons. Lineage: Eukaryota; Metazoa; Cnidaria; Anthozoa; Malacalcyonacea; Xeniidae. The record is from RefSeq and is a predicted model, not a curated record. The coding region runs from base 194 to 1357 and encodes 387 amino acids.
UCAGUGCUGACAACAUUUCGUGGUUAGUGACGGCCAUUGUUAACAAAUAAAACCAACGAAAACGAAUACAACCACCAUUCUGGCACCAUGCGACUCAACCAAAUAAACAUAAUGAUUCUAGCCAUCAAGGUGCACGAAUAAUAAAAAAGACCUCACUUAGCUAGACAAGUCAUUUCUCCAAGACAGGCUUGUUAUGACAUUUGUUUUGAGUGAUGGAAAAUGGGCUUACAAGAAGAUUAUGCAACCUGUAAUGGUUGGUAUGCAUCUACUUGUUGUGAAUGUGUAUGUUCUUGAAGACAAGACAGCCUUGAGGAUUGGAAAUUCCAACUUCUUUGAAGGAGAGAGUGUUAGCCAAGAAAAACCUAUGGAUUGGUUUCAGCAGAAGCAUAUUGAAAUGAUAAUGAAAGAUCUUAAAGCAGUCAUCAUCAGUCGAAUAACUAAUUCUUUGUUAUCAUCAAAACAUGAUGGAGGAAUCAGAAAAUUGAUGGACAUAGAAUUUAGCUAUGAAUUUCAUAAAAGAUCCUUUAUUCCUGGUCAAAGCUUUCUGCUUUCAAAAUCACAAGAUUAUUGUUUCUGUGGAAAGAAAAUUACAAAGAAAGAUGUACAGUUUAAAAGUCAUUCAACUUUCCGAGAAAUAUUGGAAAUAAGAGUAAAAAAACUUGCUGGAGAUCCAAAUGUACAGCAUGUUGAAACCAAGCUGUGUGGAAAGACAACUAUUGCCAGCAGGAAAGAAGAUGAAAGAAGUGAUUAUUUUAAUGAUGAAAACCAUACAAGUUCAUCGGUAAAACGAAAGAAAACUACCCUUCGACGAAUUGCAAAGAAAUCCAGACUAGCAUUAGCUUCUUCCUAUCAAACGGUGGAACAGAUUGAUUUGCAUUUGGUUCAAAGUAAAACUGAAGAGUUUAGAAAAUCAAGUCUUGCCAAGAAUGGUCAGCCUGCUAUAGUUCCUGAGGUUGUCAAUGUCGACCAAAAACCUGAUGGCUUAGAAGAUGUUAGGAAGGUUGAAGAUUUGAAUAAUAAUCAUUUAAGAUUUUUAAUUCGCCAGAUGGAAACAUAUUUACGAACCAUAUUUCGUGGCGAGGUGUAUUGUCGACGUCAUGAAGAUUAUAAAAAAGGUGGAAAGCUUAGAGACGAUUUAAACUUCCAAGUUGGAAUGGCACACUUUAAUGAAGAGCAACAUGAAUGUAUCAUGAAUGCUUUGAUUUCCAUGUUCUGUUACAAAGGACCAAAGUAUCUUAACUAUGUGACGAAAGUUAUGCUGCCUGAAGCUCUUAUUAAGCUGUAUGAAGAUAUUCACAAAACAAGUCAUGAUCAGGCUGAGGAAUGUCUUUUCAAAGAUACCAUUCUCGACAACUAAACAUUAACAUUUACAUUUAUUUCAUUUAUAAUUACAUGUUUCGUUAGAAAGAUAGAGAACUAUAUUAAUUAUUUAUAAUUUUUUUAAGUAUAAAAAUAAUUAUUACUUUAUCAUCAUCAAGUUACUCCAUUUCUAAAUCACAAUGUAUUUCGUUAUAUGCAAAUGAAGUUCAAUGGGAAAGCUGUUAGGAAGA